UUUUAUCCAAGUGUUCCAAAAGGAUUGAGAGUGAAAGACAGUUGAUCCUUACUUUCUUUAUACUCUUCGUGAUUAAUCUUGCUCAUUUUUUUUUAUUACACAGUUAUUAAUUGUUAAUGUCAAAGAAAAGUGGUAUUUUUAAGUAAAUGUUUUUCCCGCGUUUAUCAUCAGUGAUGUUCUUCUACUAGAGCAUCAUCAAUCGUUACUAUCAUCGACAAUCAUCUGAAGAAGAUUACUUUUGGACAUCAUUCGUGUUAAACAAAGUGAUUGAAAAAUAAAACUCGGAAAAUAACCAAUGCUGAGUAUCAAUAAUCAGUCAUCUGGUACUCAUCUUUACUGCAAUAAAAAAGAACCAGUGGCAGAAACUGUCAUUGGAAAUUAAAGCAUCAAUAAUAUUUGAGGGAAGUUCAGUAGUCCGCAUGCGAGUCCCCAGAGGUGAAUUGUGGAACGAGAGGCUGCUAUACGAUCAUUCGGACCUCACUGUCAACCAGAGGGUCUUCAAUGCCAUUUGGAGGGAGUCGAGAUCACCACCAACGACUUUGGCAGGGCAACUUCACACGUCUCCUGAAGAAGAUUGUGAGAAAGGUUUUGCCAAUCAACCAAUCCCCUUAGACGUUUCUGUUAGUGAAGCUCCUCAUCAUCAUCAGAAUUCGCCUUCUGAUCUUGCUGGCACUGAUCGUGCAACAACAGCAAUCACGACGACAUCUACGAGUACAGGAACUGCUUUUACAGUCGCAUCAAGCAUGCUUUUAUUGCAAACACAGAGUCCAUUUGGAUGCAGCAGCUUUGCAGAUUUAUUAAGCGCACCUUAUGCCGAUCCUACAGACACUGGAAGCUUACCUGACGAAUUGGACCCAUUUCCUGAACUUCAAUUGAAUAAUUCUCAACCAGUACCUACCCAGGAAGAUGCAACACAAUCGAACAUUCAUCAUCAGAUGCAGCAACACCAGCGACCAUUGUCUGGCGAUUUGCAAACAGAUUCAAUGAGUCCAACUCCUCUGCCAAGUUUUCAAGAGACUUAUCCAGUCCACCAACGUUUCACACGUCAAGAUCUACAAGGUUUGGGUUUAAAAAUGGAUGAAGAAUGUUUCGAUGCACUUCAGUACGCGUGUACGGAUACACCAUAUAGUACUGAGUUUGCGGCAACAAUUCCUCCUUAUCAUUCUCAACAACCGCAGCAUCAUCCACAACCCCAACAGCCACAUCAUUCUCAGCAAAUAUUGCAUCAUCAUCAUCAACAGCAGCUUUCUCACCAUUCACAUCAUCGCCAAGACGGUCAUCAUCAUCACCAAAAUAUACCACCGACGUUGACUCCGCCUCCAGUUACGGUACCAAUUGCUACGACCACAAUGGCGACUUCUUCAUCUCCACCAUCUCCUACUCAGCCAACUCCUCCACCUCCACCCCCACCGCCUCCACCACCAGGAUAUUUUUCUGCUGUAUCUACAACUAAUCCCACCGUGACAAUGGCAUCAACUCCAAAUCUUCAUCAAAACAAUAUAUCUUAUGCUAAUGUACCUAUAGCUUCAGUUUAUGGACAAAAUAAUUUAAUUGGUGUUGCACCGGUUUCCCUUGUAUCCAAUACUGGAUCAAACGCUUUGGCAGGAUCAACACGAUCAAGACAAUCUAUGUUCCAAAGGUCUGAUUCUACUAGCAGUGGAAGUAAUCAAGAAUCUCCUAAACCUUGUUCAAGCACCUCUGGUACAUCUAGUGUCAGCUCUGCACCUUCCCCAGGUGGUACCGAACGUGCACCACCUAGUCCCAGUCAAUUAUGUGCAGUCUGCGGUGAUACUGCUGCUUGUCAGCAUUAUGGAGUACGCACAUGUGAAGGCUGUAAAGGUUUUUUCAAGAGAACUGUACAGAAGGGCUCCAAAUAUGUCUGUUUGGCAGAAAAAUCCUGUCCUGUUGACAAACGUCGACGAAAUCGAUGUCAGUUUUGUCGUUUUCAAAAGUGCCUAAUGGUCGGAAUGGUUAAAGAGGUUGUCAGAACUGAUUCUCUUAAAGGUCGACGAGGACGGCUUCCCUCUAAGCCAAAAUCUCCUCAAGAAUCACCCCCAAGUCCACCCGUUGCACUCAUCACCUCCUUAGUACGAGCACAUCUCGAUACUACUCCUGAUCUUGCCAAUUUGGAUUAUUCACAGUAUCACGAGCCUGGGGUUUCUGCUCCUCUUGUGACUGAUGCAGAAAAAGUUCAACAAUUUUAUAACCUUCUUGCAACUUCUGUCGAUGUAAUCCAUAACUUUGCUGAAAAAAUUCCUGGAUUUACGGAUUUAGUUAAAGAGGAUCAGGACCUUCUUUUCCAAUCAGCAAGUCUUGAACUUUUCAUUCUCAGACUGGCUUAUCGCACAAAAGUUGAAGAGACCACUUUAACAUUCUGCAAUGGCGUUGUUCUUGCCAGACCUCAAUGUUAUCGAUGCUUUGGAGAAUGGUUGUAUGGAAUUCUUAAAUUUUGCCAAGCUCUACAUAGCGUCGAAAUAGAUGUCAGUGCAUUUGCUUGUCUUUGUGCUCUCACCCUUGUUACAGAUAGAUACGGUUUAAAAGAACCUCACCGAGUAGAAGAAUUACAAAUGAAGAUUGUGACAUCUCUUCGAGAUCACGUAACUUACAAUGCAGAAGCCCAACGAAAAACACAGUACCUGUCCCAUCUCCUCAGCAAACUCCCAGACCUCAGGAGCCUUGCUGCACAAGGUCUUCAGCGAAUUUUUUACCUUAAGUUGGAAAACCUAGCACCAAUGCCACCGCUGAUUGAGACAUUAUUCGUUAGUAGUAUGCCCUAUUAA
Chelonus insularis is the source of this 2780-nucleotide messenger RNA. RefSeq names its product Hormone receptor-like in 38 (gene Hr38). Gene Ontology annotation, biological process: cellular response to corticotropin-releasing hormone stimulus; regulation of transcription by RNA polymerase II. The transcript has 9 exons. Lineage: Eukaryota; Metazoa; Arthropoda; Insecta; Hymenoptera; Braconidae. Gene Ontology annotation, cellular component: transcription regulator complex; nucleus. The coding region runs from base 420 to 2780 and encodes 786 amino acids. The record is from RefSeq and is a predicted model, not a curated record. Gene Ontology annotation, molecular function: nuclear glucocorticoid receptor binding; RNA polymerase II cis-regulatory region sequence-specific DNA binding; zinc ion binding.